GGAAUCAUACAAAUGACGAAAGUCGGAGCUAGAUCCGUAAGGUGGAAAGCCAGGGCAACGCUACGGUCCCGAUGCCUAUGCGUAUACCAAGGGAGAGCCCAACUCAGAGGAACCCGGCUAAAGGGAUACCAUCAUGCGACACAACAAGGGUACUGUACAAGGUAAGUGGCUAUCUCCGCGUGGGCAAGAUGGAGAUCUCACUGCUGGUCGUCACGAACAAUCUUUCGGAGAAUAUCUCCGAGAGUCCUGUUCGUGAUCUCGGUCUUACCAUCAGUCUGAGGAUGGUAAGACGAGGAGAAGCAAAGCUGAGUGUCGUAAACCUCGUGGAGCCGUCGCCAGAAUCGACUGGUAAAAUGCGGGUCACGGUCAGAUAUGAUGCUCAGAGGCACAAGCUGGAUGGAGUGCUCCACGUCGCGCAUCGGUGGGAUGCCAGCGUACGAGAACGACGAUGGGAAAAUGUCGCGGUACUCUCGAAUAAGGUCACGAACUGCGGGCUCCAGAGGGCUGAGUACACUCUGUCGGAUCCUGCGAGACCUCAACUCCAGAAGCGAGAGGGGCAAACCACGACGGGGAUGUCGGGAAGCCGACUACUGAGGAGGGCGCAGGUGUACACUGCACUGUGGCUAGGAGGCGCCGCGGGGAUGCAAGGCGCCGGGGGGGGACUGAGCACGACGCUGGCGGGAAAGGUCAGCGUAGUGGUGGGCAAGGGCGGUGGUGUAAGGGCACCGCGAGGAGGUAUGACCGUCCUGACAACAUCGCAAACACCCAUGCCGGCCCAAAAUAACCGCGCGCUCCUCAGCGGAAAGGACACCGCGAGGAGGGACAAAGCCCUGAGGGAGGUCCUGCUGAGGGACCUCGGGGGGCGACCCGCCAACGUGACGAGGGCGGCUGCGUGCCCGGGAAAGGGUGGGGAGGAUGAGCUGGUGGCGCUCAGCCAUAGGGAGAGUAGGGUCCUCCAGGAGGUGGUGGACGACCUUGCCGAGGUCGAGGUCGUCGCUAUGGUCACCCUCAGGCGACAGCGGGGCACCUGCGUCCUGCUCACCAUACUCGAGCACGCUGAAGCGGCGCGAGAAGUGGCGGCCCUGCUGCGCGGAACGGCGGGGGCAACCGUGGAAAGAGGAACGGCGUUGGGAAGUGUCGUGAGAGGAGGAGGAGGCGUAACCAGUACGCUGGGGCUGAGAGGAGGAGGCGGGGUGAAGACGGGCCCGCAUCCGCUGAUGGUCCCUGGCGGCCUCGUAAGCCUGCGGGGCGAUGUGAACUUGUACCGCCAUAACUCGGAGCGGUACUCGAGCGGGAGGCUGGCCAAGAAACGAUCGAUAAGGGCAGCCUCGGGGAGGAACGCCACGUCACAAAUGAGGUGGGCGUCCUGAAAGACCUAGAUGUGGCGAUCCAAGCCGACAGCGCCACCAGAGC
Messenger RNA from Chara braunii, 1413 nucleotides. The record is from the annotation of a GenBank genome assembly. Lineage: Eukaryota; Viridiplantae; Streptophyta; Charophyceae; Charales; Characeae.